Pipistrellus nathusii (Nathusius's pipistrelle) is the source of this 1212-nucleotide messenger RNA. The record is from the annotation of a GenBank genome assembly. NCBI's taxonomy places the organism in Eukaryota, Metazoa, Chordata, Mammalia, Chiroptera, Vespertilionidae.
AUGCAGUGGGCAGCGAGCUGGGCCGCCCACCUGGGCGUCCGCGGGCGGGCGCUCCCCCGGGCCCCCCGCCGGCGGCUCAGCGGCUGGCAGGACGGGCUCCGCAGGACGCCGCUCCACGACUUCCACCUGGCCCACGGCGGGCGGCUGGUGGUCUUCGCGGGCUGGCGGCUGCCGCUGCAGUACCGCGACGGCCACGUCGACUCCCACCUGCACACGCGCCGCCGCUGCUCGCUCUUCGACGUGUCCCACAUGCUGCAGACCAAGAUACUCGGUCGUGACCGGGUGAAGCUCAUGGAGAGUCUGGUGGUGGGAGAUAUCGCAGAGCUGAGGCCAAACCAGGGGGCCCUGUCGCUGUUUACCAACGAGGCCGGGGGCAUCUUGGACGACCUGAUUGUGACCAACGCCGCCGAGGGAUACCUGUACGUGGUGUCCAACGCUGGCUGCCGGGACAAGGACCUGGCCCUCAUGCAGGACAAGGUGAGGGAGCUGCAGAGCAGGGGCGGCGACGUGGGCCUGGAGGUGGUGGACAAUGCCCUGCUCGCCCUGCAAGGCCCCGCCGCAGCCCAGGUGCUGCAGGCCGGCGUGGCGGGCGACCUGCGGAAGCUGCCCUUCAUGACCAGCGCCGUGAUGGAGGUGUUCGGCGUGCCCGGCUGCCGCGUGACCCGCUGCGGCUACACGGGAGAGGACGGCGUGGAGAUCUCGGUGCCCGCGGCGAGGGCGGUGCGCCUGGCAGAGGCUCUGCUGGCGAACCCUGAGGUGCGGCUGGCGGGGCUGGCGGCCCGGGACAGCCUGCGCCUGGAGGCCGGCCUCUGCCUCUACGGCAGCGACAUCGACGAGCACACCACGCCCGUGGAGGGCGGCCUGGGCUGGACGCUGGGCAGGCGCCGCCGGGCGGCCAUGGACUUCCCGGGGGCCGCGGUCAUCGUCCCGCAGCUGAAGGGCCAGGUGCCGCGGCGGCGUGUGGGGCUCACGUGCGAGGGGGCCCCGAUGCGGGCGCACAGCCCCAUCCUGAGUGCGGAGGGCACCGUGAUUGGCGCUGUGACCAGCGGCUGCCCCUCGCCCUGCCUGAAGAGGAACGUGGCGAUGGGCUACGUGCCCCCCGAGUACAGCCAGCCGGGCACCCCGCUCCUGGUGGAGGUGCGGCGGAGGCAGCAGGAGGCCGUGGUCAGCAAGAUGCCCUUUGUGCCCACGAACUAUUACACCCUGAAGUGA